This is a messenger RNA of Diorhabda sublineata, 2971 nucleotides long. RefSeq names its product SET domain-containing protein SmydA-8-like. The coding region runs from base 1193 to 2869 and encodes 558 amino acids. The transcript is spliced from 9 exons. Lineage: Eukaryota; Metazoa; Arthropoda; Insecta; Coleoptera; Chrysomelidae. Gene Ontology annotation, molecular function: protein binding. The record is from RefSeq and is a predicted model, not a curated record.
UAACCCUAUGGAAGCUUUUCAAAAUUGGAGAAUCCUAGCGAGGCUCUUCCACUAAUUAAAAUCCUAAUAUUUUCCUCCGUGAAUGGAUAAGAUUGGUUUGAGUGCUUCGUCUCGUUUACGAAGUUUUUGGUAUACCUACAUAUGACUGGAUCCAUGCCUUUAUGUUUCUUUCCUUUCCUCCAUCUUAAGGUGUUUUUUUAUCAACUUAAUUUUUUUCGAGUCCUUUAUGUCUAGGAACCCAGAGCAGCUCCACCGCACUUUUAUCAACCAGAUUAUUGAGUGCCUUGUAGUGGCUCUUGUUACCGCUUUUUAUUUGGUUCAAUCUUGUAAUAGAAGUCACUAUAUGAAGAAAAGUUGAUCUUAUUUUGGUCCCAAACCUCCCUUCUAGUUAAAUUUAUCUUAAAUUUAAAUCUUCCAAGAAAGUAUAUACCUAAUUUUGCCUUAGUUACACUUCUUUUAAAAGAAAAUAUUUAAUCAAUGCGCUUUGCUCAUUUUGAUCAAUUUUGAUAACGAAAUGUGACUCGAUUUUGGACAUGUUUCAACGGGUAAUUGUUUUGCUUUAUAAAAGGGUAAGGAAAGUAACACAGAAAUCAGUUGUGAUAUCUAAUAAUCUCUGUUUUUUUUUACGUUUUCAUAUGACUUUUGAUAUAGUUUACAAUUAAGUUUCGACGAGCGGUAAACCCCUAAAAAGACGCUUAGAAACACGAAAAAGUGACCGAUAAGUUUUUAAUUAAAUUCGGAAAAACUUUGUCAAAACCGAAUUUUAAUAAAAAUUUUCGACAAAUAUUGACACAAAUUUGAAUUUUCUUAAAGAAAUAUUGAUUUUUCGCUGACUUGUUGCGAGUUGAAAGCGAAAAAUCGAAAAUUUUUCUUAAAAUUAGAUUUUUACAAGGUUCAGUCGAGUCGAGUUUAGUUAUAUUUGGUAAGUUAUUUUUUUAAAUCGAUUGUAAUUAAUAAAAAAGUCAACAACGCUUGCGCAACUGAGACUGUACUUUGAUUUUUAAUUGAUCAUCUAUUUUAAGCGUAAUUCGAUUGUAGUUAGUUAAGAACAGGUCGCCGAAAUAGACAUCUACAUUCUUAUGUAUCAUACCUAGUGCCAAAAAAUUUGUAAUAUAAAAAUAUGCCCUAGUGAAACAAUUGUUAUACUCCAAGAAAACUCGAUAUUUCUUUCAACUGUAUAAAGACCGUUAAGAUGUCUUCUGAAGGUGUUGAUAAUGAAAACAAUAAAUGUGAAGUUUGUAAAGCUCCUUCGACAAGAAAAUGUUCAGCUUGCAAAUCGGUGUUUUACUGCAGCGAAAUACAUCAACAAGAAAAUUGGAAAGAGCAUAAAAAUCAAUGUCGACCGUUUGAGGAAUCGUAUUCUGAAGACUUGGGAAGGUAUUUAAAAGCGACAAGAGAUAUACAGCCUGGUGGUGUAAUUUUUUCCGAAAUACCCUUAGUGUUCGGUCCAAAACCUCACCGUAUUCAAGAAGGAGGGUUUCCCUGUGUCGGCUGCUGCAAGUUACUUUCUAAUCAAAUAUGUGAAAUGUGUCCUGGUUGUUUAUGGCCAGUUUGUAGUACAACUUGUGAAGGACUAAAUAUUCCUUCUUAUCAUGGAUUCGAAUGUAAUAUUCUUAGAUUAAGAACAUGUAGUGAGGUUAAAUCGUUUUUAGACUUUUACAGAUUUGAUGUAUUGAUAGUUCUAAGAGCCCUAUAUCUUCAAAAAGCAAAUCCAAAGAAGUGGGAAAUUCUGAUGAAACUGGAAGAUCAUUUGGAAAAAAGAGGAUUGGGAACUGAUGUUUUUACAGCGAUCCAGGAGAAGUUUAAUUUUCUAAUGGAACAUUAUUUGAAACCAUUAAAAUCGUACGAAAAAGAAACAGGGCAAGUUAUCAUUCCCAACUGUACGGAAGACAUUAUUCACAAAAUUUACGGUAUUAUCGAUGUAAAUGCUACCGAACUUACAGAAGACGUAGACGCGAUGAUUUUGUACUCUAACGCUAGUUUAUUGGAGCACAAUUGUAUUCCGAAUACAAUGCAAAUUAUCGAUGAAAAUGAUCAUUUUAGGGUCACGUUUAGAGCCGCCAUGGCCAUACCAAAAGGUGAACAUAUAACGACAAUGUAUACUCACAUAUUAUGGGGUACAGCUGCCCGUAGAGAUCAUCUAAUGGAAACUAAAUAUUUCAAAUGUACUUGUAAGAGAUGUCAAGAUCCUACAGAACUUGGUACAUAUCUUAGCGCGCUCAAAUGCAUUGCUGGGAAAGAUGAUGAACCCUGUGGUGGUUGGCAACUUCCCAUAACACCAACUUAUACCAACGGUGCAUGGAUGUGCAAUAAAUGUAAAAUAAAAUUACCUGAACAGGAUAUAGUGAAAUUCAUCAAUCAUUUAAGUCACGAGGUGGACAAAAUCAUGACGAAAGCUCCAAACAAGGAGGAACUAGAAGAUUUGUUAAACAAGCUUCUCCAUUUUUUACAUCCCAAUCAUUAUUUAUUGUUCAAUAUAAAACAUACGCUUAUCCAACUAUUUACCGAUAAACAAAUAGAUCAAAACGAUCCUAUGGUUUGGAUGGAAAAAUUAAGUCAAUGCGAUGAAUUAAUUGAUUUAACAAGAAAACUCGAUCCAGGUAAUGCUAGACUCAGUUUAUAUCUAGGAGUUCUAUUGAAUGAACGAUUCAUGGCACAAUUUAAAAUACUUACCACAACGUUCGACAAACCGACGCAGAAUCUUUAUACGGAUCAAAUAAAAAAAGAAAUUUCCGAAAUUCUCGAAGAAAAUAGAAGAAUUUUAUUCUACGAACAAAACACGUCGGCUGGAAGGAAAUUAUUAGAAGUAGUGGAUAGAAAUCGACAAAGUUUUGAAAAUUGGCUUAGCGAACAUAAACAAACGGUUUAAAUUGUUUCGAAAAUCACCUGCUCACUCCCUUAUGUAUUUGAAAUAUUGUUUAAUUAAUGUUUAUGAAGAUUUUUCUUUUAUGAAUAAAAACUGUCUAAAAAA